AUGUCUCAAGACGAGAAGGCCCGCUCCUCGGUCGACGCAGCGCGCGACACCGCGCUGCCCGUCCUGCCGACGGUGAACCCAGACGCACCCACACCGAAGCCAAAUGCGCCGGCCUCCUUUCACCCUGCCGUCUACGUUGCGACAUGGAUCACUCUCAGUUCGAGCACAAUCGUCUUCAACAAGUACAUUCUGGAUACGGCAAAGUUCCACUUUCCCAUCUUCCUAACAACAUGGCAUCUGGUCUUUGCGACCGUCAUGACCCAAAUCCUCGCACGCUUUACGACGAUUCUUGACUCAAGAAAGAAGGUGCCCAUGACUGGCAAGGUCUACCUCCGUGCAAUCGUGCCAAUCGGCCUCUUCUUCAGCCUGAGUUUGAUCUGCGGUAACCAGGCAUACCUGUACCUUAGUGUUGCCUUCAUCCAGAUGCUCAAGGCUACUACCCCUGUCGCUGUCCUGCUCGCAACCUGGGGUAUGGGAAUCGCACCCGUAAACCUCAAGGUCCUCGGCAACGUAUCCUUCAUCGUCCUCGGUGUUGUCGUUGCGUCAUUCGGCGAGCUCCAAUUCGUGAUGGUCGGUUUCCUCUUUCAGGUCGCCGGUAUUGUCUUCGAGGCUACUCGUCUUGUCAUGGUUGAACGCAUUCUGAGCUCGAAGGAGUUCAAGAUGGACCCCCUUGUCUCGCUCUACUACUACGCUCCCGCUUGCGCCGUCAUGAACACCAUGGUUCUGAUCUUCACCGAGCUUCCCCAGCUCACCAUGAGCGACAUCCACCGUGUUGGUGGUCUCACCCUGUUUGCGAACGCCACUGUUGCCUUCCUUCUCAACGUCUCCGUUGUCUUCCUGAUCGGCAAGACCUCGUCUCUCGUCCUCACUCUCUCGGGUGUCCUCAAGGACAUCCUCCUCGUUCUCGCAUCGAUGUUCCUCUUCCGCGACCCCGUCACUCUUCUCCAGGCUUUCGGCUACAGCAUUGCGCUCGGCGGUCUUAUCUACUAUAAGCUCGGUGGUGAGAAGCUGAAGGAGGCUAUCAGCGCUGGUGGCAUGAAGUGGGCCGAAUUCGGCCAGAACCGCCCCGCGCUCCGCAAGCUGAUUGUCUUCGCCGGUGUCGUUGCCUCUAUGUUCAUGAUCCUCGGCAGCCUCGGUCCCCGCUACGCCCCUGACCAGACUGGCAAGCUCUACGACGGUGUCCAGAGCGGCAUUGGCCACGUUCUCGGCGAGAAGGGCGCGUAA
Messenger RNA from Didymella exigua CBS 183.55, 1224 nucleotides. Its product is annotated as TPT-domain-containing protein. The transcript has 5 exons. Gene Ontology annotation, molecular function: antiporter activity. NCBI's taxonomy places the organism in Eukaryota, Fungi, Ascomycota, Dothideomycetes, Pleosporales, Didymellaceae. Gene Ontology annotation, cellular component: trans-Golgi network; Golgi apparatus; endosome. The coding region runs from base 1 to 1224 and encodes 407 amino acids. The record is from RefSeq and is a predicted model, not a curated record.